Messenger RNA from Cannabis sativa, 369 nucleotides. RefSeq lists its product as uncharacterized. The record is from RefSeq and is a predicted model, not a curated record. Lineage: Eukaryota; Viridiplantae; Streptophyta; Magnoliopsida; Rosales; Cannabaceae. Bases 1 to 369 code for a protein of 122 amino acids. The transcript has a single exon.
AUGGCUCGCCAGCUUCAUUUCCAACAUUUACACAACACUAAUCACUUUCAAGUUGGCUUUGCCGGAAUGACAUUUUUUCUAUGUGCUAUUGCGUUGUUCAAGUGCGCUUCCCACUCCCGUGCAUGGCGACAAUGGAGAGCUUGCUAUGAACCCGACACCAUCGAUGAUCAUAGUGUGCAACACAUUCAACAUGGAAACAACCGACAAAUCAUGGAUGUUGAUGAAGAUGAAGUUUCGGUUUGGCAGAAGAACAUACUAAUGGGUGGGAAGUGUCAGUUACCUGAUUUCUCCGGUGUCAUAAUUUAUGACACGAAUGGGAGUGUUAUGGCACCGUCGAAACCUCCUCGCUUAUUACUACCAUGGAAGUAG